Exophiala dermatitidis NIH/UT8656 is the source of this 2630-nucleotide messenger RNA. RefSeq lists its product as uncharacterized. The coding region runs from base 501 to 1355 and encodes 284 amino acids. The record is from RefSeq and is a predicted model, not a curated record. The transcript has a single exon. Lineage: Eukaryota; Fungi; Ascomycota; Eurotiomycetes; Chaetothyriales; Herpotrichiellaceae.
AGCUGAUGAGGAGCCACAACUACCUCUAUUUUGACAGGGCUACACCUUUUGAGGGGGCCAGUCGGUGGUGUGUGUUGUGUGACUACCCCUACUAAAGCUGAAACGAGUCUGUCUGUGUAGUGACCCCGUGCUACCCGAUCCUUGAUAUUCAACCUAAACUACUAUCUUGGUUUCUCCUUCUGGGCGAGUCCUGGCCGUGAGUGCUUCUCGGUCAUAGAGGUCGACCAUCACCGCAUGCAUGCCUCCGGCGUGAUACAAACUGAAAUCCUUGUGCGCCCACCCACCUAGUGAGUGGACCCUUUCUUUUUCCCUCUCGUCUCCCUUUCGAAUCGGGUGAAAAACAAGUCGAGGCCGAUGAACGGCCUGAAAUCCAACGAAGUCACCGACCUGAACCAGUAUGUCGACAAGCAGAACGUCUACAUUGGGGAAACGACUCUUCUCCACCAUUAUCUGAUCCGGGAAAUGGAACACCAGAUGAUCAAUCUGACGAUACUGCUGGUAUGAAUCCCGUCGAUGAUAUGGAACGAAGCUUUUCCUUUUCCACCGUCAUCGAACACGACCACGCCACAAUCAACAAAUACGCAGUCCUCCUCCAAAAGGCACGCACCCGCGACGCUCAAAUUCGUUUGUUGGGCGAAGUCACAUGGCGCUUGGUGCGGCAUGACAUCUCGGAAGAACUGGUGAUGCGUCCGGCGUUCAUUGAGCACUUGGGGCCCCAUGAAGGUCAAAGUAUGGCCGAACAUGAUCGGUUGGACCAUGAGCGAGCGAAAGAGAAGUUGUUGGCUUUGUUUGAGAGGGUAAGGGUAAGAACUGCUUCUGCUUCGUCGGAUAAGCGGGAGGAGACCUUGUCAUCGGCCUCACGAGGUGAUGGUCGCGAAGUCGAAGGUCUGGGUUUGAAAACCAAAUCCGACUUCAACUUCAAUUUCUCUACGACGAUAGAUGCCCUUUUCGCCGAGUUGCUGCAACACAUGAUAAUCGAGUCGGGCGAACAGAUCCCGGUGCUGGAACGAAUGCUCGACCCGUGCGAGAGCCAGCGACUGGGUCGGGAGUAUAUGAGGACGCAGGUGCUGACUCCCGACUUAGAGCUUAUAGACCAAAGCGAAGGAAAUGGGAAUGAUGCAGGAGGGACAAGUACGACGUCAACCACAAAAACAACAAAACAGACCAAAGCGCGACGGGUAUGGCGCGAUAUUGAGGAUUAUGUGCGCACCGACCGGACGCGGUUCGGGGAGAUAUAUACUCGGAUCAAAAAUGGUGCCAGUGAGGUACAGGUAUUGGUCCAUGGAGGCGGCGGGGGUUCUGGACAACUUGAAACUGAGCAUGCGGCGGGCAAAGAUAAGACAGUGAAGUUGUGAUUGGAAGGUACAUUCUUCUCACCAUUUUAAAGCGUUAAAUUAGGGGUUUAUCACUACUUCAGUCCUCCUCUUCCCAAUCUGGAAUCAACUGAUUACUCGGAGCGCUAUCUUCAUCCAAAACCUUCCUGGCCGCCUGCCUUCCGCACACGGGUAGUCUCUCGACCUCGUCUUCUCUACCCUCUUCGGCUGUCUUGAAUGUCCUGGGGAUAUACUUUGGGUCGAGGAGACCAAUCUGGACCAAAACGGAAGCCUGGUCCCAAUGGACAUGCUCAUGAUACAGUUUCCCGCCGCGAAAGGCGACGACACUAACAAUAACAACCUCGACCUUUUUAUCGGUGGGCGGCACGCCAGGUAACAUCCAGGGAACUUCGGUGGUAUGUGUGAACUUGACGUACAUUUCGUCGACGAUGCGGUCAACCCCAAUAGUGCGGCUGAGCAAGCGGAUAUUCAAAUCGCUCGGGUGUCCCGGACAGAAGAAGUCGCGAUAAAACCGACGCAGCUCGUGUCGUCCAAUACCACCCGUCAUGGUCGGCACAUGAUUGACGUAGGGAUGGCGCGCCAUCGUGUUCAUGGUCCGAUCGGCGUCCUUGUCGCCAAACUCUAGCCGUAAAUGCUUCUCCCAGGCCGCUUCAAUGUCGAACGGUUCGACGUCAAAUGCCGUCCGGAGGACGGACAGAGUGCGUGACCAGGCUAGCGACGCGCCGAUCUUGUCGUACUCGUCGAGAUCGUGCUCUGCGAACCCGGGUUGAGUGCCUGGGUAGCGGUACGAUGGGUGUCGCGUGCCGAACUUCUGGGUGCCCGCCAGGUGGAUCAGUACGUUCAGCGUCGGUGGGAAAUUCGUCGUUGACUUGGGCAUGUAUGGUGGAUAGUAGGCCACCACAGCAAUCAGCUUCGGCAUCGGUUUCAUGCAUGCUUCGAGAACUAGGGCUGCGGCGUCACCGUAGGCUGCGAGGUUUGGUUAGAUGGAGUUGGUUACCGGAUGUUGACGUAUACAGCAUGCGUUUUCGAAGUGACCACAGAUUGAUGAUGGCAGUGGUGCGGGUGACCUUGCUGGGGAAUUGUUGGAACAAGGCAACGGUUUGCUACCUUCUUCGACCGCCCGUAGAUGGCCAUGACAUUGGUCGUCACAACAAACACAGUGACCUUGCACCGUCCGCCAGAGGUGGGAGUUUCAUCAUGUCCACAAGAACUCGUGGUCGCUUUAACGGAUAUACAGACAUGCAUACUUACUUACCUACAAUUGCGUACCUCUCGCCCAAUUCAAGUGGAUCCUGC